Molecule: messenger RNA, 1308 nt
Organism: Lachnellula hyalina
Lineage: Eukaryota; Fungi; Ascomycota; Leotiomycetes; Helotiales; Lachnaceae
Product: NADH-dependent flavin oxidoreductase nadA
Exons: 3
Coding region: 1-1308 (435 amino acids)
Molecular function (GO): FMN binding; oxidoreductase activity
Source: RefSeq, a predicted model, not a curated record
AUGGGUGAACUCACGUCUCAAGCGCCCCGCUGGCCAUCCGAGCAUGCUGAUCGUCUGCGGCUCGCGGAGCCACUCACGUUUGAGUUCUCAGGGCGCACUACAUCAAACCGGUUCAUGAAAGCACCCAUGACUGAGCAAUUGUGCACCUUUGAUGAAAACAACAUGGCAGAUAACGGGAUCCCAACGCAACUAUACCAGCGGUGCUACGAUAAAUGGGGCCGCGGAGGGAUGGGCAUGAUGGUUACGGGCAAUAUUGUUCUCUAUACAAAUGAGCUGAUGUUUAAGGGUGAUCCUAUCAUCCCCCAUGAUGCUCCCUUCUCUGGCGAACGCUUCGAUGCUUUCAAGGCCGUGGCAGCCGUAGGAAAAGCCAAAGGCGCGCUUUUCGUUGCCCAAGUCAAUCAUCCGGGUCGAUACAGCAUGUUUGUGGAUUCGCCCGUCUCGGCAUCAGCCAUCACGAAACCAAAGGUUAAAAAUGGCCCCUGGGAACUUACAGUCACACACGCAGCCACCCAAGAGGAGAUUCGCAAUAUUAUUGCCGCUUUUAGUCAUGCAGCAGCGUAUCUGAGCGCGGCGGGCUUUGAUGGCGUACAAUUACAUGCUGCGCACGGCUUCCUCAUGGCAUCAUUUCUGGAUGCAAGUACCAAUAUCAGAACCGAUGUGUACGGUGGCAGUCUAGAAAACCGCAUGCGCUUCAUCCUCGAAAUAGGACGGGAGAUCCGCCGCGUCACGCCUCCCGACUUUAUCCUGGGUAUCAAGAUCAACAGCACCGAGUUCCAAGACACCGGCCUAGUAACCGACGAGGCUGCCGUUCUCUGUCGCGAGCUCGAAAAAAACAGCUUUGACUUCGUCGAGCUGAGCGGCGGUUCGAUCGAGAAGGGCAACAUGUUCUCGCACGUGCGCGAGACGACGCGGAAGCGCGAGGCCUUCUUCCUCGAGUUCGCGGAGAAGAUCGCGCCGAAGCUGAGCAAGACGAAGGUGUAUGUUACAGGGGGCUUUGUAACGGCCGCAGGGAUGGUCAAUGCGCUAGACACGGUCGAUGGGGUGGGCCUCGCGAGAGCGCUGUGUGAUGAUUGGGAGCUGUGCAAACGCCUGCUGGAUGGUGAAGUGGAUGGAGCGAUUCGAUCUGCGCUGAAUCAGGGGGACUUCUGGCAGGGACUCAUGGCGGGUAACAGAAAUAUGCGGCUCGUCGGGGAAGAUCAAGAGCCAAAACUGUAUUGGACUGCAGAAGCGGUUGAGGAAUUGAAGUUAUGGUAUGAAGCUUGGGCGUCGAAUAGAGGCAGUUGGAAGAACCUAACCAUUGCGCAAUAA